AUGGGAAUCACUUCAGAAGUUCCAAAGACAGUGCAAUGGAAUGGCAGUGAGGUUCCUGUUUAUUCCAUGCAAACAAUUGACUUCUCUCGACUGCUUUCCCAGGAGCCAGAAGAGCUUGAGAAGCUGUUGAAGUGCUGCCAGGAUGAGGGAUUCUUCUACAUUGACCUGCAAGGCAUUGAUGGGCGUCGAUUUCUUGAUGAUCAGCAAGAGACUCUCAAGCUCAUGAACAAGUUCUUCGACUCGCCAUUGGAAGUUAAGAAUGAAUUUGGACUUGUCGCACCACAUCUUGGAUAUGAGCCUGUAGGAUCUAGAACUGGUGUCCUUGAGAACACCAAAGAUGGAUACGAAAUGGUCAAGGGAAGUCAAAGAUGGUUGAGAAGAAUCUCGCAAAGUCUUGCUAACCUUCCGUAG
Cadophora gregata is the source of this 411-nucleotide messenger RNA. RefSeq lists its product as uncharacterized. Bases 1 to 411 code for a protein of 136 amino acids. The record is from RefSeq and is a predicted model, not a curated record. The transcript is spliced from 2 exons. Lineage: Eukaryota; Fungi; Ascomycota; Leotiomycetes; Helotiales; Ploettnerulaceae.